Molecule: messenger RNA, 369 nt
Organism: Gongylonema pulchrum
Lineage: Eukaryota; Metazoa; Nematoda; Chromadorea; Rhabditida; Gongylonematidae
Source: the annotation of a GenBank genome assembly
AUGCAUUUUGAAGGGUGCGUGCUUGUGCUUUCGAGUUGCAUCGUUGAUGACGGUACACAUGUCAACAUUUUUCAGCUGUCGGAAAAGCGAGUGUUGUUCCUUGCAAAUCAUUUGGGCCUUGCUGAUCAUUUUGUUAUCAUGUCUGCCUUACGAAACAAAGGAAGCAUUGUUGAAAAAUAUAUGUGGGUGAUUUAUAAUAUUUGGAAAAUGACACCGCUAGGUGUGAUGUGGAUUAUACACGGCAAUUAUUUUGUGAGUGGUGGCGCUUCCAAGCGAAAACAAGUGCUGGAGGAGUUCAAAUCGCAUCUGAGAAGGAAUUACUGGAAGAACGAUCAUCGAUGGAUUAUAAUGUAUCCUGAGGGUGGGUAG